This is a messenger RNA of Ruditapes philippinarum (Manila clam), 1712 nucleotides long. RefSeq names its product dysbindin-like. The transcript is spliced from 8 exons. Gene Ontology annotation, cellular component: cytoplasm. The record is from RefSeq and is a predicted model, not a curated record. Gene Ontology annotation, biological process: negative regulation of protein kinase activity. NCBI's taxonomy places the organism in Eukaryota, Metazoa, Mollusca, Bivalvia, Venerida, Veneridae. Bases 91 to 1200 code for a protein of 369 amino acids.
AUUAGAAUUGGGUUUAAAAAAUAUAUUGACAGUCACAUGACAUAUCACGUGAUGUAAAUAUGGCGGAUUGAGGCAGGAACUCCAAGGAAGAUGAGUAUUCUGAAAUCACUCAAAGGGACUUUUAGAAAUGUCCAAGAGGAUAUUUCAGGAAGUUUGAAGUCCCUAACAGUUUCACCAGAAAAAGGAAAAACCCAGGACAGUCACUUUCACUUUAGCAGCACUGUCAACUACGAUGGUGGAGCAGAAAUUUUGCACAAGAAUCAGAAUAUCUGGAAAGAUCUUUAUGCAUACUCUGAGGAAAACUCUAUAAGGGCACAGAACGUUGAUAUUCAGAUAGGCAACUUGUUCGUCUACUGUGACAAACAGUCUGAGAGUUUGAUGAAGCUUCAUGAGGAAUCAUCACGUCUGCCUUCAUUAAUUACCCAGUUACAGACCAUCACUGACUCAUUAGCCCUGGUAGAGGAAGAGUAUGAUAAAGUAGAGGCAGCCUUGGUGCACUUAGAGAAUCUUUGUGAGGAGCAAGAGUUCCAGAGAAAUACAGCCUCCCAUCAUAAACAACUGGCUGUAUAUAAGAUGAAGAAAGAACAUGAAUUACAGAGAUAUCGAGCAAGGUUAGCUGCUGAGCAUGCUCACAAAGUGGAACAGGUGAACAAGAAACGUCAGAAUUUAUUGCACGAGAAACAAGAGGCCUAUAAUGAGCAGUUUGCACAAGACGUUGAUUACUUUAAGAAACAUGGGAAACCAGGAAGAUUACCAAGUACACCAGAGAGUGAGAAAAAACUUGAUCUAGCCGAGGUUGAGAUAGAUGAGGAUCCAGAGGCACUAGAUGCAUUCCUACAGUCUGAUGAUACCCCCUCGCCCACAGAAGCUAAGGAUAACACUGAAGAAAAUUCAGUGGAGAGCACAGAAAAAACAGAAACCGAAGUUGAGGUCCUUUCUGACAUUUUAUCACCCUCAGACUCCGUGAUGGAAAUGUCAAAGGUCAUUGACACACCAGAAGAAAAUUCCUUACCAGAAGUUGCCUCCCCUGAUUUACCAGACCAGUCUGGAACUGACUUGCCAUUAAAAGAAAACAUUAAAGAUGUAGAAAACCAGUCAGAUUCUCAGACUGAUUCUAAAGAAUUACCACAAGCAGACCAAAGUGAUAAAAUUGAAACAGAGGACCAUUCCAUUGUGCCUGAAGAAUCUGCUAGUACAUAACAGUAGAAUUUUUCAAAACAUAAUCCCAUAUGUAACGUAUAAUGAACUCGCCAUGUUUUGAAUUGGGAACUAUUUAUUGCUAAUUUAGGUGAUUUUAAUAUGACUAUAUAUAUAUUUUUUAGUAGUCCACAUGGGCUACGUUGGUUUAUUACUGAAUCUUUUGGUGAUAAAGGCCGAUCAUUUGUUACUGAUUGCAUUAAGAUAAUAAAAUUUAACUUAAAAACCACUGUGAUGAAUUUGGAAUGUAACCAAAUUAAGGGAAGAUAAAGCUGUUUUAUUCAGUUCGAAAUAUACAUCAAAUUAAAACAUGUUUAUUCACCCUAAACUGAUUGUAUUUUGAUGAUGUUUUUGUUUUUUCAUUGAAAAUAACUCAUAAUAGCACUGUCCUGAAAAUGUUAAAAUAAUCAUUAUAAAAAUUGAGCCCAAUAAAACUUUCAAUAGUUUAAAAACUAUUCCACUAUGCAAUAUUAUUAUGUAUAUGUUAUUGUUAACAAUAAAUAGUAUUUAUUUUA